Amorphotheca resinae ATCC 22711 is the source of this 408-nucleotide messenger RNA. RefSeq lists its product as hypothetical. The coding region runs from base 127 to 357 and encodes 76 amino acids. The transcript has a single exon. The record is from RefSeq and is a predicted model, not a curated record. NCBI's taxonomy places the organism in Eukaryota, Fungi, Ascomycota, Leotiomycetes, Helotiales, Amorphothecaceae.
CCUUCGAGGAAUUCUGUAAUUCUGACCUAUCCUCGAUACCCUUCUCUCGAAUCUCGAAGAACUGUAACCUCGUGCUGCUUCGGCGUCCAGAGGCAAGGGGUGAAUGAGUGGAGGAACCCGGGGGGGAUGCGGUCGCAGAUUCGCUGCCAGUGCGCCCCCGACAACGCUCAGCGACGCCAAAUCCUACUUCAUACAACUAUUCGGGGCGGAUGCCAAUAUCGCGAUGGACAGUCGAGGUUGGCGACGCUCUGGUGUUGUGGUGCCGCGGGUGUUGCUGGAGGAUCGAGUGAGCUGAGGCUGAUGCGACCGGAGUCCUCUCGUAGACCGAGAUUCGCGCUAAGAACAAGGGAAGUUUGAGGCUGGGAUCACGUGCUUUGCCUGCAGAAGAUGGGAUGAAAGAGUUGCGCG